Pomacea canaliculata is the source of this 4532-nucleotide messenger RNA. RefSeq lists its product as uncharacterized. The transcript is spliced from 3 exons. Lineage: Eukaryota; Metazoa; Mollusca; Gastropoda; Architaenioglossa; Ampullariidae. The record is from RefSeq and is a predicted model, not a curated record. Bases 1464 to 2657 code for a protein of 397 amino acids.
AGUCUGAUAAUGGUGACAUUCUCUUUUGACUUACAGUUCCGACAUUCCUGCUCACCCACUGAGAAAUGAGUUUUUCCACUAUAAAUAAUCGACUGACAUGUAAAGAGUUGACAUGAACAGUAUUUCUAUUGCACCCAUCAUAUCCUGAGUGGUCUUGCUAAGAGCUUGUGUAAGUUGUGUCUCCUACCCGCCGCACAUCGCGAUCAAACAUUGCGCGCGCGCGCACCCGAGCCACGUGACGUCACCCGCGGAACGUGCUCUUCUCCACAAGCUCGUACUACGACGACGACAGUCGGCGAUGUCAGGUUCAAAAGAGGCGGGUGGAGAAGACAGGGACGCUUAAACCGCCAACUUCUGCCGCACACGUGGUGUUGUUGCUGUGGCAUCUGGUGAUGUCGUCGUCGUCGUCAGACUGUCGGUUGUGCUCGGUGGUGCGACCUGGCGUACGCACGCGCGGCCAAACGCCGCGUCAUUGUUCACGUUCACGCUCAACGACAGAGAAAGAAAAGCGUGAGUGGCAGGUGUGCAAACAACAGAUGGCUGGAGAGACUGGCAGUCACACGUGCUGUGGCGUCUGCUCCAAGGCUGAUGACUGUGGACGGCGUGUGCACGCGACACCCGAACGUGCAGCUGACGUGCAGGACUAACACAAGGUCAAGGUUCGUCAUUCCACCCGUCUUUAGCAGACACUCGGAUGUGAAAACUGUGCUCAUCCACCCCCCACUUGUGUUCUCGCGAAACAUUAAGACAGCCAUUUGCUUCGCCAUCAUCGGGACUAAUGGCCGCCACGCUCUCCAUCGACGUCUCAAGGCCGGCAGGCUGACGACCUGCGCGCGCAUCAAAAUGGUGGCGGAGCCAUUUGACGUGCACGUGCAGCGCUAGUGUAGUCAGACGAUGUUUGCAUAAAAGCAUUCCCUAGAGUCUGUGUGACUUCUACUCUUGCUGAGAUGUAAAGAUAACGAGUUCAUGGAGUGCUUAGAACUUCUGCAGUGAGUGUUUCUCAGUGAUGCGCCAAGCUCCUGCUGAGCCCGGGUACCUGUGAAAUGUUUGUUUCUUUAUGUUUUGUCGACAUGAAAACAUCAUCUUGCUGCAGGUAUCAAGCUUACGACCACAACCCAUCAGUGACAAAUUUCUGAUAAGGACAUGUCAGUGCAUGAACAGCAAACAAUACUGAGGUUGAUAUGUUGCGGUUAAUAAAUAUUAAGAGGGACUUCACUUAAAUGUCAAAAUUAACAUACUGCAACAUAAGAACUUAGGUUAGCCAACAAUUACUAAAACGAAAAGCUCAUUCCGAGCUGGAUUCAGUUGUUUUAAGACUGGUUGGUAUCCUCCGAAAAUUGAUAUCAGAGCCAUUCUCCUCCCUUGCCUCCUGUCUGCUAUUGUCACAGUCUCAUGGUUCUACAACUUCUCUUGUCGUUAUCGGCGAUAGACUAUCCUCGGUUGUCCCUUACUUUGAGAUCAGAAUGAAAGAAGCCACGGGACUGGACGAGCAGCCUUAUUCCUUAUCGUCCCGUCCUCCUGCUGUACCGUUUCCCCAGUCCAGUGUCAACACCAGGGUGUCCCCUGACCGUUAUGGACACGCCAACGCCGGCCGUGGUGUCGUCAGUGACGUUUUGUCGUUGUCGGCGCGGCAGCACGCAGCUGGCUACAAGUCCCUCCCAUCAGCCCCCGGCACCGAGCACCUCACCUCCUACAAGCGGCUCGUGCAGGGGGACUUGGCCAAACACACUGACGUCCCCGGACGACGCUCGCACACCAGGUUAGUCAGGACCAGGUCAAAAGACUCGACCUCUGACCCCACUGCUCAAACACAGUACGUGGUCCUCUGCCCCUCGGGGACCAAGGUUCGACGAACUAAGGUCUCGAAGAAAGACCGCAGCGAGAAGCCCAUUGCCCCCGGAGUGUCCAGGUCGGACAUGGAACUUUCCACGUUAACACGUCGCUCAAACACCUUCGUAGUGGAUUCAGUUUCUAAAAGUCCCAGCUCCGGCCUCGCGAAUCAUCUGGAAGCUGCUAACCCGGAUGUUAAUCAUCAAGGAAGCAAAGAAAAGAUGUCUGAAGCACGGAGAGGAGAAACAUCUCACACUGCACCGGAUGCUGUCCUCACGGCGUCUGAGAGGUUGUUGAAGAAACAGGAAAUCCUCUCUCGGCUGUCAGAAAGACUGUCUAAUGAAUUCGAAGAGCUGCCAGAAGAGAGUGCACUCCCCAGAAAAUCCAAGAUCGUGAAGAAAAAGUUUGUCCUGGGACGGGAGGGAGCGCGGAAUCCGGUCCAAGAGAGAAAGAUGGCCGCCAGGCCCAAGUCCGCCGGACAGCUGCGUUACUACGACAGUGAUGGAAGUGACGACAGCUCUCUAGACGGAGAGAUUGAAAUCGUCGACAUCGACAAGGAGUUGCAGGAGGACCCUUCCGAGCCCGCUCCCUACUACACCGGCAUGGAACCUCUGCAGAUCCCCGAAGUUGUUUACACACAUGACCCUCAGACUUCACCUCCUUUGUUUAACCGCUUCAGACCCAAACCUUCUAAACAAACACAGAAAAACAUUCAUCAGCAACUACAGGUGCAGCAAGACGCCAGCUACAAGCAGCGGCCGGUGGGUUACCGGAAGCGGCAUGGCAGCGGCGAAUCAGAACUAUCCGCGUUUAGCGACACGUCGUAAACCCUAGCAACGCGCAUGCGCGCAGAAGGUUCAUGAGCGACCCGGAUAUUGAAAACGGUCCUUCUCUUGACAAGGGUGUUGCGCGAACUGAGAACCACGUGGACGUCGGGGUUCGCAACAACGGCGUGACGCACAGACCCGAGAACGUCACCAAACGCCUGUCUCUUCAAGACGGCACGGAGCCGUUCGCGUCAGCGAUGACGUCAGCCAUGGGGCGUGCAUUCACGUGACCGGUUGUACUCCGACGCCAUGGAGCGCGUGCUGUCUCGCUACUCCGAGAUGGCGGUGCGCGAAAGACCAGACGAAUCUUCUGGAAAGCCUAAAUCAAAAACACUGCGGAAAGUGCCCGGAACUGUUCCUCCUUCCACGUUCGCACCUGGCAACGCCUCCGUCACCUUCGGAAGCAGCCGAGGACUUCCGCCGAGAAAGUUGAAACCUAUUCCACGGAGAAGCGAUUCUGAGAUUUCUUAGAGUACACGGGGUGGUCAUGUUUUUCUGUAAUGUUUUACUCGUCCUCUCUCUUCGGUCACUACGUUUACCGGAGGAGGAAAUAGUGUUUGGGACAGUGUGUCGUCACAGUGCAGCUUCCUCCAGUUAUCGCCUUAUCUUUGUCUGCAGGACAGUUGCAGACUUGUCAACGCUUACACAGUGUUAACAAUCAGUGGAAUUUUUAAUGCGCCGAAUUAUUAGACCACAAACAGGUCCAUUGCCUCCAUCACGGGCUUGGAAAAGAAUCGGCAACAGACCGGAAGUGCUGAUCGUGACUGCCGAGUGAGUUCAUUCCUCGCUCCAUCUGUCUAUCUAGUCUGCCAGCAAUGAGCCACGGAACCAUUAUAAUAAAUGCUCCAGCUUCCGAUCCGUGACAAAUCUUUGAUGUGGUGUAUUAUGUCUGCCAGUCUAAGGUCAUAUAAAUAUAUUAUGAACCUCGUUCAGAGGCAUAACCGUCCGAUACAUUUUAAGUGACGCAUCCUGUCACGUGACACAUAAACACCCUCGAGCAGUCGUGGGUGCUCAGCCUUGGGUAGCGAACCCUCCCACUUCACCUUUCCUCCUUCGCUGUGUGAACCGAGUGACACCGCCGUCAACUGUCUGUCAUUGAUCAUCUAAAUGGAAAACGCGCGCCUGAGACCAUUGAAGUCCGAUCAAAAUAACCGGUCCCUGGACCGGAGCGAACCUGUUAACACCCGGAGACCAGGUGCCCAUGGCACUCAAUGACGGUAGCAGGGUGUAAUAUGGAAAACGUGCUGUACAGCCAGGAAGGGGUGGGGUAGGGGACAAGGGCGGACUGGGUGGCGAAUACACUGAGUGUAAGGAAGAUCAUUCUUCCGGUGCAACACUUCUGACUUCUGGCUUUGCCAACGACAGACAGAUGACCUCAGACUAACAAACAGACUAGCCUGUCCCGCAGUCCCAGUAACAGACUACAAACAGACUAACCUGUCACAACAGACUAACAAACAGACUAACCUGUCACGCAGUCCCAGUAACAGACUAACAAACAGACUAACCUGUCACGUACUCCCAGUAACAGACUAACAAACAGACUAACCUGUCGCUCCUUAGUGGCCUCCAGCUGGCGCCUUGAAGUCUUCUAGUCCGAAAGUAUACAACACUUCUUGAUAACAUAGGAGAUGUCAUUCUUAACUAUCAAACUAUUCAUGAUAGGCAGACAGCUGCUGCGAGUAAACUCAUUAACAGAAAGUACCACAAGUAAAUUCAGCUUCAAUUAGAAGAAAACAAAUAAAAGUAACUGCCAUGCACCCCAGUGAGUCAGCGGUGUGUCAUGUCACGUGCUGCCUCAUGGUCCUCUCCCAUGUCUGUCUGUAGCAUCACCUGGCCCAUGGUGCCAGCGGAGAUGAAAUUUCCAGUGUUCUA